Messenger RNA from Oxyura jamaicensis (ruddy duck), 1825 nucleotides. RefSeq names its product palmitoyltransferase ZDHHC9-like. The record is from RefSeq and is a predicted model, not a curated record. Gene Ontology annotation, molecular function: protein-cysteine S-palmitoyltransferase activity. The coding region runs from base 86 to 1249 and encodes 387 amino acids. Lineage: Eukaryota; Metazoa; Chordata; Aves; Anseriformes; Anatidae. Gene Ontology annotation, cellular component: Golgi apparatus; endoplasmic reticulum. Gene Ontology annotation, biological process: protein targeting to membrane; peptidyl-L-cysteine S-palmitoylation. The transcript is spliced from 9 exons.
CCCAGCCCAGCCCGGCCCAGGCGGGCCCCGACGAUGCCGGGGGCAGCGGAACGGCGGCGGCGGCGGCCCCAGUGACGGCCCCGCCAUGUCGGUGCUGGUGGCGAGGAAGAAGAAGCAGAAGGUGGUGCGGAGAUGGGAGAAGCUGCCCGGCAGGAACACCUUCUGCUGCGACGGCCGCAUCAUGAUGGCCCGGCAGAAGGGCAUCUUCUACCUGACGCUCUUCCUCAUCCUCGGCACCUGCGCCCUCUUCUUCGCCUUCGAGUGUCGGUACCUGGCAGUCCAGCUCUCCCCAGCCAUCCCCGUGUUUGCAGCAGUUCUCUUCCUGUUUGCCAUGGCCACGCUCCUGCGGACGAGCUUCAGUGACCCCGGGGUGAUCCCGAGAGCCCUGCCCGAUGAGGCGGCCUUCAUUGAGAUGGAGAUUGAGGCCACCAACGGGACCGUGCCGCAGGGUCAGCGCCCGCCCCCGCGGAUUAAGAACUUCCAGAUCAACAACCAGAUAGUAAAGCUGAAGUAUUGCUACACAUGUAAGAUCUUCCGUCCGCCCCGUGCCUCUCACUGCAGCAUCUGUGACAACUGUGUGGAGCGCUUCGACCAUCACUGUCCCUGGGUGGGCAACUGCGUGGGGAAGAGGAACUACCGCUAUUUCUACCUCUUCAUCCUCUCGCUCUCACUCCUCACCAUCUACAUAUUCACCUUCAACAUAGUCUACGUAGCACUAAAAUCUCUGAAGAUUGGGUUCCUGAACACGUUGAAGGAAACCCCAGGGACUGUACUGGAGGUGCUCAUCUGUUUCUUCACCCUGUGGUCGGUGGUGGGGUUAACUGGGUUCCACACCUUCCUGGUGGCACUGAAUCAGACAACCAACGAAGACAUCAAGGGUUCCUGGACUGGGAAAAACCGCGUGCAGAAUCCCUACAGCCAUGGCAACAUAGUGAAGAACUGCUGCGAGGUGCUCUGUGGACCUCUGCCCCCCAGCGUCUUGGACAGACGGGGCAUCUUGCAGCAGGAGGAGAGCACAGCUCAGGAGGAGACAUCCACACGGGGGUCCAGCGCUCAAGAGCCCACUGCUGCUCAGGGCCCCGGUGGGCAGGAGGAGGAGAGCAGCGCUCAGCAGAAGGACGGCAGCCUUCCUCACCCGAGUGCCGUCCCUGUGCCGUCCCUGAGCAACGCUGAGAUGCCAGAGGAAAAGCAGCAAACGACUGGGGAGCUCCCGGUCGCAUCCCAGGACGCUGGGCAAGCAGAGCACUAGCCUCUGCUUGAAAGGGAGAACUUUCUUGUUUUGUCUAAUCAAAGCUGGAAGUGAUUGAGGAGAGGAGGAGAUGGGCUGGAUGGCAGGCAAAUGAUUCCUCAUGGCCGUUUUGCUUUAGUCGUUAUUCAUCUCAAUGCGCAGGUGGUGUGGGCUGGCGCUGGCCAUGCAUGGUGGCAAAGGAUAACGAGCACGAGCAGCCCACCGUGAUCACUGAGGGACGCUCACCACCACCGGGGCUGGUCUCCCUGCAGGCCGAGGCAGGACCUCUUGCUCUGCAGGUUGUCCUCAACGCUAAAUACUGGCUUGGUGGCCUGAGCUGUCCCUCCGCCUGGCCCUGACUGACCUGAUGACUUGUGGUCAAGCAGCUCGGAAGCGAUGUUAGGGUCGGCCUGCUCCCUGCUGCUGAGGAAUCCUGAUGGGAAGGAGAAAGUGAUUAAUGGCAGUAACGUCCUCUCUCCCCUCCUCCCUCCUUCCUCUAAUCUGUGGCAUUGUUUUAUUGGUUAACGUGGCAGGGGUUGUCAGGAGACAUUUUGGUGCCAAAAGGGCCGAAAAAACUGGGAAGGUAUUCUGCUGGCA